Pecten maximus is the source of this 2302-nucleotide messenger RNA. RefSeq names its product beta-1,3-galactosyltransferase 1-like. Gene Ontology annotation, molecular function: hexosyltransferase activity; UDP-glycosyltransferase activity. The coding region runs from base 446 to 1777 and encodes 443 amino acids. Gene Ontology annotation, cellular component: membrane. Lineage: Eukaryota; Metazoa; Mollusca; Bivalvia; Pectinida; Pectinidae. The transcript has 2 exons. The record is from RefSeq and is a predicted model, not a curated record.
AAAGACAUACUUUGAAGAUUAUACUGAAAAAAAUCUGUACUGAAAAUUUCAUUGAAUGUAUGAAAAGUUGACAAGACUUAAAAUCAGUGUUCAGGGACAUGUCAAAGGUAUAAAGAUCUAUUAUCGGUUUGUAAACAUACAUAACAAAGAAACCAUGUUUAAUGUAUGGUCACAGACGUGGAGUUUUCAGGGGGACAGGUUCUCAACACAUAUCACACUCUGUGACGUAUUAUCAUUGUGUGUACAAGGCUAGUAAUUAUGUGUGUUCAAAGGUAAAGUACAUUCAUGACGAGAGGACGCCGUUACUGAAGAACUAAAUAUAUAAUGGAGUAAAAGAGCUCCGAUAUAUGUCACAAACAUUUCUGGACAUAAAAAGGAAAGAGGAAAUAACCUUGGCAAUACUGAAGCAGACAUGACGGUUGAUUGAAGGGAAUGUGCAGCAGUCAUGAAAAGGAGGAGGAUACAGAAUCUAGUACAUACAAUGAUACCACAGUUUCUGAAACACAAAAUAGGGGCCUGCGGAGCAAGACACUGGAAAAGACAAUUGUUUUACAUAAUGCUGUAUGCUGCUCUAUUCUUAGGAAUCGUUGGAUUUCUGUCCCAGAUUAUCUUUUUAUCCUCAAAGUUUCGGAUCUUGUCCAAAUAUAAUAAUAUUGACGAUAACCUUGACGCCUUGAAUGUCACAGAUAAAACAAAACAGACUCCACCCAAAACAUUUUUAUCCUACAAACAUAAUUUCUCUUUCCCUUUAGAAAUAGAUAUUGCUUAUCUUGUAAAUGAGAAGAUUCAGUAUAAUAUUUCAAUUCCACAUGAGCCGAUCAAUCCACAUCCAUUUAAAUACAUGAAUCUUCCUGAAGCUUGCAACUUCAAACUGAACAAAAGUUAUUGGACGGAAAACGACACAAUUCUUGUCUUGGUCAAGUCCACGGCAAGACAUUACUCUCUUCGAGCUGCCUUACGGUCGAUAUGGAGGUCUGUUCAAGAUCCAGGAAUUAAAAAAGUGUUUUUACUUGGUUACGAUGGGAUAAAUCAAACACAAAUUGAUGAGGAAAGUCAAACUUACGGUGACAUUAUACAGGAAGACUUUGUAGACGCUUAUAGAAAUAACACUCACAAAACUAUCAUGGGAUACAACUGGGCCAUACAAUUCUGUGAUCAAGUUAAAUUCAUGUUCUUCAUGGAUGAUGAUUAUUAUUUGAAGAUGUCAGAUCUUGCAAGCUAUCUUCGAAAAAUUCCAGAAGAAAAUCGUCACAACAUUUAUAUCGGGUCAUUAUCGAAGGCUGGAGAGCCAUACAGGGAUAAAAGCACUCGUUGGUACGUUUCUACAGAGGAAUAUCCAUUUGACAGGUAUCCUCCAUACAUUGGCGGUGGUGCAUAUGUUGUUUCGUAUGACGUCGCUCAUAGAUUUCAGCUAGCUUUUCCUUUCGUUAAAUAUAUACCAAUUGAUGAUGCGUACUUGGGGAUUGUGGCACGCAAACUCAUGAUAGUUCCCCAUCGUGACAUGAAGUUUCAGUCUUACUACAGAGGUGCUAUCGCCAAAGAAUGUUCCCAUGAUGCAUCACAGCUCAUCAAGCAGUACUGCCCGCUGGCUCGGUUUGGAUUUAAUAUGUAUAUACACCAAAACAAAAAACGUGCAAAGAAUACAACACUACUACGGUCACUAAUUCUUAUUAUCUGUAUUCUCAUUGCUGCCUGCUGUUGUAUUGCAUUGCCAGUAAUUCUGCAUCUUUAUUGUGAUGGCUUUUUUAAAGAGGCUUACCCGCAGACGGACCGGUAAACGGCACAUCUCCGAUCACUAAAUAAACUUCAGUACACGUUUCUAUGUGACAAAAUUAGAGGCUUUCCGACUUUAUUUCUUGAAAACAAUUACAGAAUAUGUAUUUAAAAGACGUUUUAAAACUCAACCUGAGAGGGAAAUGUAUGGAAUAUAACGGCAAAUCUUCUUUGUAAAUCGCUGCAACCAACAUUGAUUUGUACCAAGUCUCUGUGGCUAAAAUAUGUGUGUUAAUUAGGGUAGUAAAAUCCGGUUAAAAAUGGUAUAAACAUUCUAUUGCUUAUAACCUGGUCAAUACAUAUCAUGACAUAAUCAGAUGAUUCAUACAAUGAAUACAUGUACAUGCAUCCAUAUAUUGUUAUUAGAUAAAUGAAUAAAUUGCAUUGUUACAGUCAAUUUUCAUUGUCACUUUUUUCUAUUAUCGAUGAUGGCCCCAAUAGGUUUCAGAUUCUCUAAUUAAUUAAAGAGGCUUACCCGCAGACGGACCGGUAAACGACACAUCUCCGAUCACUAAAUAAACUUCAGUAC